Messenger RNA from Indicator indicator, 905 nucleotides. It is a transcript of the gene SCO2, whose product is annotated as protein SCO2 homolog, mitochondrial. The record is from RefSeq and is a predicted model, not a curated record. Bases 1 to 684 code for a protein of 227 amino acids. Gene Ontology annotation, biological process: mitochondrial respiratory chain complex IV assembly. NCBI's taxonomy places the organism in Eukaryota, Metazoa, Chordata, Aves, Piciformes, Indicatoridae. The transcript has a single exon.
AUGCCAUUUUGGGGCCGCGUAGGCGUGGUGGCAGCGGCGGGGACGGCGGCGGGGGCGGCCUGGUGGUACCUGAGGGAGGAGAAGGAGCGGCGGCGGCGGGCGCGGCGGCAGGAGGAGCUGCGGACGCUGGCACUGGGCCAGGGGGAUUUCCAGUUGGUGGAUCACACCGGCAGAGCCCGCCGCAAGUCAGACUUCCUGGGCCGCUGGGUGCUGCUCUACUUCGGCUUCACCCACUGCCCUGACGUGUGCCCGGAGGAACUGGAGAAACUGGGCAGGGUGGUGGAGCUGCUGGAGCAAGAGGAUGUGCGGAAAGGCACCCAGAAAGGUACCCUUCCCCCCAUCCAACCCCUCUUCAUCACGGUGGAUCCGGAACGGGACAGCGUGGAGGCCCUGGCCCGGUACCUCCGAGACUUCCACCCCCGCUUGCUGGGAUUGACCGGGAGCGCCGAGGCAGUGCGGGCGGCGGGCAAAGCCUACAGGGUCUAUGCCCAGGCAGGGCCCCCCGAUGCCAGCGGGGAGUACUUGGUGGAUCACAGCAUCAUCCUCUACCUGCUGGGCCCUGAUGGGCUCCUCCUCGACUACUAUGGCAGGGCCAAGAGUGAGGAGCACAUCGCCCGCAGCGUGCGGCACCACAUGGACACCUACCAGCCCCUCCCCAUGCCCACCCAGGGGCAGAAAAAGUGAUGGUUGGCACCUGAUUGGCACUGCCUCGGGGCAAUAAAGCUGCUUGGGACUCACCCCAGGGGCAUUAAAACUGAUUGGGAUACCCCCAGGGCAUUAAAACUGGUACUCCUCUGGGGCAGUAAAAGUGAUUCACACCACAUGGGCACCUACCAGCCCCUCCCCGUGCUCACCCAAGGGUAGAAAAAGUGAUGACUGGCACCACCUCAGGGCAAUAAAGCUGC